AUGCUGCUUGCAGCCCGAAACGUUGCAGUGUGCAUGAAGAUGGCGCAGAAAAGCGCUCUAGCCAACUUGGAAACAGCGGCUGGCAGAGAUGAUGUGAUUGUGAACCCACAAUGGGUCGGGCAUCCGAUGCACAUAUUUCAUCUUAACGCGCUGGAGUAUGUGCAAAACAUGCGCACAUAUUCGUCGGAGCUGGAUACCAAAUUUAGCUUAGUGCUGGAUGGCAGUCAAGCAGAGCGCGCCGAAAAAGAAACGUACACAUACACUCGAGAGCCGCUGAAAGACACGCCACACCUUCCAAGCAGCAUCCACAGGUCUAUGGAGACUUUGCGCACUGGAGAAUAUGGUCUAAAAUAUCACAGGGCGCUGCUGCAUAUGUUUCCGUCCUUGAAGAACAAGUGGCUGAUUAUUCGAGUGAAGCAGCCGCGCUCUUUCACCCGAUUUCUCCAGAAGAGCUGCAAAGCCACAGAAGAGGCGCACUACGUGCUGGCUGCGCUGGUCCUGCUAAGCGAGGGCGUUGACGUGCCAAUUAAGACAGCUGGGAAAAGAGUGAUUCUAAAAAAAAGAAGAGACAGCAAUGACGUGCUGGUGGACGCGCGUCUAAAGACAGAGGGCGAGGGCAGCGAAAGGCAGCUUUCCGAGACGUGGCAGGCGGUAAACUUCUUCAAGCGGUACAGAGGCACACAAAAUGCUACCAAGCACGUACGAAGAGUUUAA
Nematocida major is the source of this 714-nucleotide messenger RNA. RefSeq lists its product as uncharacterized. The record is from RefSeq and is a predicted model, not a curated record. NCBI's taxonomy places the organism in Eukaryota, Fungi, Microsporidia. The transcript has a single exon. The coding region runs from base 1 to 714 and encodes 237 amino acids.